AUGGUUGUAGACAGUACUUAUUACGAUGUCCUGGGCAUCUCUGUUACCUCAACUGAGUUAGAGAUUAAGAAAGCUUACAGGAAGAAAGCUAUCCAACACCAUCCUGACAAGAAUCCAGGAAAUCCUAAGGCUGCCGAACAGUUUAAAGAGAUUGGAGAAGCAUACCAAGUGCUAAGUGACAAGAGCCUGAGAGAGCGAUACGACAGGUAUGGAAAGGAGGAUGCGAUUCCCAAAGAAGGUUUUGAUGAUCCAAGUGAAUUUUUUGCUGGUAUAUUUGGAGGCUCUGCAUUCUCUGAUUAUAUUGGAGAACUCUCUCUGUUACAGGAUCUAACCAAGGCCCAAGAAAUGGAAGAACAUAAGGAAGAAGGAGUCACCUUGACCAUAAAUGAUGCUGAUUUUCUUGGUUUGUCUGACGAGGAUAAGAGGAUUGAGCUUAAGAAAAGAGAGAAAGAACUGGAGAAGAAGAAGAAAGAGGAAAUGGAGAAACUGGAGGAAGAAGCCAGGGUGAAGAGAGAAGCAAUGCAAAAGCAACUGGCUGAGAAGCUGGUACAAAAGCUAUCUUUAUGGACAGAGACAGACAAAGCUGAGGAUAUUACCAAAUCUUUCAAGCAUAAGUUACAAUACGAGGUUGAACUAUUAACUGUAGAAUCUUUUGGAUUGGAGAUUUUGCAUACAAUAGGAAACAUAUACCUUAGCAAGGCCAAGACUCUACUGAAGAAACAGAAGUUUCUAGGUAUUUCAGGUUUUUGGUCAUCCAUGAAAGAAAAAGGUGAGGUUGUGAUGGACACGUUUAGAACUGUUUCUACCGCUAUGGAAGCUCAAGCUCAUAUGGAACUGGUCACAAAGAUGCAAGAAAAGAAAGAGCAAGCACGGAGAGAUGAAGAAGCUGCUGAUAGAAAGAAGGAGAGAAAGGUGGAAAGAGAGAGGCGGAAAGCUGAGGCUUUAUCUCGAGGUGAAGAAUGGCAAGAUGAAGAAAGUGAAGAGGAAUCCGAAACUACUAAGCCUAACUAUGGUGAUAAUGCUAAUAAUGAGAAUGCCACCGGUACCUCUGUAGACGAUGAAGCUCAAGACGGGGAUAGUUCGAAAGAAAAGAAAGAGACUUCUAAGAAGGGUAAAUUUGAUGACAUACCCGUACCUACCGACGAAGAAUUGGCAGAAAUGGAACAGCUGCUAAUAGGGAAGAUCUUAGCAGCUGCUUGGAAAGGUUCGCAGUUUGAAAUUUCCAGUACAAUAAGAAGUGUCUGUGAUUUAGUACUUUAUGACGAAAACAUCACAUUGGAGAAACGUCUGCAGAGAGCUCAGGCCAUGAUUAUUAUGGGCGAAAUCUUCAGCAAUGCCAAACGAUCUGAAGGAGAAACUGAAGAAGCAAGAAUUUUUGAGCGAUUGGUAGCUGAAGCCACCCAGAAGAAACAUAAAUCUAAAUGA
Messenger RNA from Komagataella phaffii GS115, 1425 nucleotides. Its product is annotated as Cytosolic J-domain-containing protein. NCBI's taxonomy places the organism in Eukaryota, Fungi, Ascomycota, Pichiomycetes, Pichiales, Pichiaceae. The transcript has a single exon. Gene Ontology annotation, biological process: protein import into peroxisome matrix. The record is from RefSeq and is a predicted model, not a curated record. The coding region runs from base 1 to 1425 and encodes 474 amino acids. Gene Ontology annotation, cellular component: cytosol.